GUUGACUGAUCUGGUUGAAAAUUUACAAAAAAAUAGAAAUAGUUUUAAUUUUUUGGUAAAGUUAAAAUGUGGUCAAUAGUGCGCGCUUCGGCGCGUAAGAUGUGGGCUGCUUCUACACUAGCCCGUUCUUUUGGUUAUGCCGGUGGUGUUCCCGGCAACAACUUGCCGUGGCGUAAGGGUAUGGAUAACCCAAUGCGUUUCACUCUUUUCUAUCUUAUAAUUGGGACUGUUGGCUUUGGUGCCCCGUGGUUGGUAGUACGCCAUCAGAUGCUGCGUAAUGUCGUUGAUGAGCCUCCACCACCGGAAGAGGAGCCAGAACCUCCCAAGGAUGAGAAGAAAAAGAAGUAAAUUUGUAUGCUGCCCUAUUGUGCCCCAAGUACUUCCACAACAUAAUUGAUUUUUCGCCCAAACAUACAUACGUACUCAAUGAAAUAAUAAACAAAUUGGUUCUUUAGUUUCUUCAACUGGAAA
This is a messenger RNA of Scaptodrosophila lebanonensis, 471 nucleotides long. RefSeq lists its product as uncharacterized. Bases 67 to 348 code for a protein of 93 amino acids. The record is from RefSeq and is a predicted model, not a curated record. The transcript has 3 exons. Gene Ontology annotation, biological process: mitochondrial electron transport, cytochrome c to oxygen. Lineage: Eukaryota; Metazoa; Arthropoda; Insecta; Diptera; Drosophilidae.